AUAAGCUACAAACGAAGCUAAGAUCCGAAGGUGGUAUUAAGGCUUUGUUAGGAAUUGUGCGGUGUGGCCAUCCUGAUGUUCUUUCCCAAGUUGCACGUGGAAUUGCAAACUUUGCAAAAUGCGAGUCCCGAACAUGUACUCAAGGGAUAAAGAGUGGAAGAUCUCUCUUGAUAGAAGAUGGUGCACUUCCAUGGAUUGUACAAAAUGCUAAUGACGAGGCUGCACCAAUCCGGCGCCACAUCGAGCUUGCACUCUGUCACCUAGCCCAGCAUGAAGUGAAUGCAAAAGACAUGAUUAGUGGAGGUGCCCUGUGGGAACUAGUUCGUAUUUCUCGGGACUGUUCACGAGAGGACAUAAGGAGUCUUGCUCAUCGAACUUUGAAUUCAAGCCCCACUUUCCGUGCUGAAAUGCGACGGUUACGGAUAGACUACUGAUUAGAAAGCAGUGUGAUAGGCUGCAUUGAAUAUACUUGUUGUCUCCAGUCAUUGACACUGAUGUGCACACAGAUUCGUGAUGCUGCUGUAUAGGCUUGGGCAAGAAUUGUGUCUGAUUAUUCUGACAUGCCUAAUAAGGGGCAUGACCGGGUGAAUUCCUCGCAAUUUUUGUGUAAAGUAAGCGAGGCUUCAGUUUAUAUCUCUGUUUAGCUAGCAUCUGUGUUUAUAGAAGAACAAAUUAAAGGGAAAGAUUUUUAGCUGCUUGAGGGUUAGUCGAGACUCUCCCUUUUAGAUCAUGAAAGGUAGAAGACAAGCUCGAAACUUCAGCACGUCUUUUCCAUUGUUGUAUUGAUUUAUUGAUAUAAGCCAAUGAUAGUCGUCAUUCUUUAGUUUUUUUAA
This is a messenger RNA of Prunus avium (sweet cherry), 833 nucleotides long. The record is from RefSeq and is a predicted model, not a curated record. NCBI's taxonomy places the organism in Eukaryota, Viridiplantae, Streptophyta, Magnoliopsida, Rosales, Rosaceae.